AUCCCGCUGGCUGUUGUUGAUGCCCGAAGUUGCUGUUGUUUGGACACUGUGUUGCUCUUAUCUGCUCCUGACAUUGAAGACACAUUAAACCCGAGUAAGGGACACAGUGGACAUUUACCGGCCGAGGAGCUUCCGAGUUACAAGCGAAGCGUCUCUCAGAGAGGACUUUGAAUUUGUGCACUAGCGGCAGAAGAGCUAACAGCUCCAAAGCUUGAACCUUCGCUGAAAGGAAGAAAGAAAAACAGCAAAGACAGCCGACGGCUUGGCGUGCUUUCUUUGUUUAUGUCGUGCCAGUCUGAACCGCAGUAUUCAUUUUCUUUGUCUUGAAUUUAGAAUUUUUUUCUGCACAUACGUUAUUUAUAUUUAUACUUUAUUACCAUAGCGCAGAGGGCACCUAGCUCGUCAGCUAACGUUAGCCCAUAGCGCAAAGAAACAGUCUUGUUGUCAAGCUUUGAUGCUUUCGUAACCGCCCGGCAGUGACACAUAGCUAACAGUCGCAACUGUCCGUUUUGGAGACAUUAUUUUGGUGCCUCUAAUUUUUUUUUUUAGGUGUUUGUCACUGGACCAGGUUUUGUGUUGGUUCGUUGGAGACACACGACAGCACUGUAACCGAACAAGUGGAUGUUAAUUUGAAGCCUGAAGGAGACGUGUGUUGCUGUUAGACACGUCUGACUUAUUGCUUGUUUAUCCUUGAGUUUGAAUCGAGUCAUUUUUUUUUUAUCUAUAUCGAUUUUAAACCACACAAACGAGUAAUAGAUUAACAGACAGCUGGCCUUGUGCGUUUUAGUUUGGCUGGCAGGUUGCGUAACGUUAAUAUUGUGUGUGUGCAAGCUGUCAGUCUCUGCUGGGUAACUUGUUAAGCUGUAAUUUAAAACAUACGUUUCUCUGCAAGCCUUAGGUGUUCAGCCUCAGGUGGCUCUGUGGAUGUCAUUUUGAAUAUUUAACACGUUUUUUAUUACAUAUGACGUGUGAGAGUGGCCACCUUUCAUUGUAAACCAUAGAUUAAGCAGCUGUUUGAUGCUCACACUCAUGAAUUUGGUGUCUUUAGUGAAAUAAGUAGAUAGAGUUAUGAAUUAAAGUAGCUGUCUGAAGACAUUGUAAGACUGUGCCGUGAUCAGGGAAAGACAGGCGAAGAGAAAGGGUCCCUCAGAGGGUCCCAUUGUGUCUUGAGGUAAGCUGCCCCCCACUACUUGCCAAUGCUGGAUCUGGAGGUGGUGCCUGAGAGAUCAUUAGGAAAUGAGCAAUGGGAAUUCGCCUUAGGGAUGCCAUUGGCCCAGGCCAUCUCUAUUCUACAGAAACACUGCCGCAUCAUCAAAAAUGUCCAGGUGCUAUACAGUGAACAGACGCCACUCAGCCAUGACCUCAUACUGAACUUGACUCAGGAUGGGAUUAAACUGCUGUUUGAUGCCACAAAUCAGAGACUCAAGGUGAUCGAAGUGUAUGAACUGAGCAAAGUCAAGUUGAAAUACUGUGGAGUCCAUUUCAACUCUCAGGCCAUUGCCCCCACAAUAGAGCAAAUAGACCAGUCAUUUGGAGCUACGCACCCUGGAGUUUACAAUGCUGCAGAGCAGUUGUUCCAUCUCAAUUUUCGAGGCCUGUCCUUCUCCUUCCAACUGGACUCAUGGAAUGAAGCUCCGAAAUAUGAGCCUAACUUUGCCAUGGGUUUGGCCUCCCUGCAGAUUCCACAUGGGGCCAUGGUCAAGAGGAUGCACAUCUACACUGGCAACAACCUGCAAGAAACAAGAGCUCCGGCGAUGCCGCUGGCUUGUUUCCUUGGUAACAUCUUUGCAGAGUGUGUGGAUGUCCUGAGAGAUCAGGCCGGGCCUUUGGGACUCAAACUCCGCCUUCUCACUGCAGGAUGUGGUCCAGGUGUGAUGGCUGAUGCUAAAGUGAAGUCCCUAGAAAGGAGCAUCUACUUUGGAGAUUCCUGUCAGGAUGUAUUGGGUGCUCUGGGUUCGCCACAUAAAAUCUUUUACAAGUCUGAGGACAAGAUGAAGAUCCACUCUCCAUCACCUCACAAGCAGGUUCCUUCGAAAUGUAACGACUACUUCUUCAACUACUUCACCCUCGGAGUGGAUAUCCUGUUCGACUCUACAACUCACCUGGUUAAGAAGUUUGUUCUCCAUACCAACUAUCCCGGACAUUACAACUUCAAUAUAUAUCAUCGAUGUGACUUUAAAAUUCCACUAGUCAUAAAGAAAGAAGGAGCUGAGUCUCAGACAGAGGACUGCAUCUUAACCACAUACAGCAAGUGGGAUCAGAUUCAGGAACUGCUCGGUCACCCGAUGGAAAAACCUGUUGUUCUCCACAGGUCCUCAUCAGCCAAUAACACCAACCCCUUUGGCUCUACCUUCUGCUUUGGACUGCAGAGGAUGAUCUUUGAGGUGAUGCAGAAUAACCACAUAGCAUCAGUGACCCUGUAUGGUGCUCCACGGACCGCUAGUCAAGCCCGACCUGAGUCCAGUAGUAGUUCCCACUGAACAAGUAACCAGAACCACAUCUCGUCCUUAAUCGAGUACCUCUGCUGACUGAAUCUCUAACCCAGAGCCAGAUUCUUAACCAAGCAGAUGUAACCCAGAACAACAUCAUCAUUCAUACCCAGCUCAGAUGCUACUCAUUGAACAGAAACGCAACCAGAACCCAGAAUAAUCAAGUCUAACCUGGCAUUUAUCAACGUUUCCCGGUGGGUCCUAAGACUUACUCUUCCACUCGGACAAACCCAGUCGGCACAGUCAACCCAACCCGAAUUAUCCCAGGACCCAGGAUCAAGUGACAUGGUCGCAGUGCUGGACCACUGAUGCUUUGAAAUGAAUGAAUGGAAUGAUGUCUGUUGUGGGGGUACAACGCACUGGUGCUGCAAACUGACACGGUGAAGAAAUCUGCGCCAAAGUAGAGCUCAGUUGUUUCCAUCCAUUUUUCCCAGCACCACAGAAGAAGUGUUUGUCCAGACUGUAGUUUGGAUGGCAUGGCUCCGCCUGCCUAGACAUGACAAUAACCUUCAUAACAUUGUGGUGAGAUAAUCAGCAUUUAAUUAUCAUCUACAACAAAUCUCAAUGAAAACUGCUGCGGCCAAAUUCUUGAAACAAACUACUUGCCUGACCCACUGUAUACAUGUCAACCAACCACACUGCCAGCCCAACCGGUACCGCCUGUCUUCCUGCCAUGACUUUGGAACCAGGCCCGACUGGCUCCAUCAAAACCUGGACACAUAAACCACAAGUACCAAACCCACCCAGCCCAACCAAGAGCCAUCAGAGCCAAACACAUCGGAAGCUGCAGAGGACUGAAACCAAAAACAGGAAAAAAAUAAUAUGAGAAUCCAGAUUUUGGUGUACAAGAGAAGAACCAAACACACUCAGGGUUUGGAGAGACGCGUGGCCCAGAACACACCCACAGCAGCCGGGUGACCAGAUGUGAAGCCUCUCGAAGCGGAACGAUCCAAACAUCAUCAUCUCCCUCAUCCACCUUUCUACCCACUUUCUCUUCCUCCAACCUUUUUCAGUGGUGCCCACAAAUACACACGCUCAAGCACACAGCAGUAAACACUAUUGACCCACAGCUGUUGUUAUUUGCAGCUCUGAACAUUGGCGUGUUUGUCUCCUUGCUUAUACACACACACACACACGCACACACACACACACACAUAAAUGAGCAUCUGCAUGUGUGAGGCUGCUGUUUUUUCAAAUUAACGUUUCUGCAGACUUUAAUUCAAACACACAGAGCAUUUCAAUCCCUUCACUACUGUUCUCACGUGUAUUUCGAAUACAUGAAAGCUCUCUUUUUAGCCUUUGAAUUGCAACACAAACAUGGAGACAUGCAGGCAUGUGACGAGAAUUUGCAUGAACUUGGCAGACGCUUUUGAAUGAGAGGAGACUUAUUAUAAGCACAAAAGGCAACCUGUUUUAUUUCACCCUGCAUGUUGUGAGGGGCAUAGACUUGUUUUAUUUCUCUCUGCCCUGCAUCACUCGUUCACACCAUGACCAUUUUCAUUGUGUUCUGUUUUUGCAUUUGCACUAAUACACACCUUUUUACUUGACUGGUUGAUUGUGCCCUUAAUCACAGAUGGAUUUAUGGAGAAAUUUGGGAGAUUGGUGUGUGUGUGUGUGUGUGUGUGUCUGUCUGUCUGUCUGUCUUGCUGUCUGUCUGUCUUGUGUGUCUGUCUGUGUGUGUGUGUGUGUGUGUGUGUGUGCGUGUGUGUUUUAUCCAUAGUUUCAGAUAACUAACUAGAUACUAACUAGAACCAUACAGGGUUCUUUGACUUUUCCCCAUAGAAGAACCCUUUUUGAUCCCUGUUAGAACCUUUUAUUAAGAUUCCACCUGAAAUCCUCUCAGGGGAUUCUACCUAGAACCCAACAUAAAAGGUCAAGGGUACCACGUCCAGCAUCCUUUGACUUCAUGAGGCUAAAGGGUCGGGGCUGACCUGGUCAAGCACAACACUCAUUUUUCACAAUCAUGUUUCUAUGGGGUGGAGAUUUUGUGAAAUCAGAACUACGACAGUUUACUAUUUCAGUAGGGAAGUAUUGGAAAAGAAACUCUUUUUUAAAUUUAGGAACAAACACAGAAUGCUAAAAUCAGAAAUAUGUAAAUUUAAAAUAAGGAAGUAAAAUUUUUGCAGACCAUGUGGUAUUGUAUGGUAUGAAAUGCAGGUAAAAAUGGCAGAACACAGUACAAUGAAUUGAUUAAGGGGAUUCCAGAUACAUUACAUUUAAAAAAUACCUGGGGACCCUAGUUUACGAAACCAGACGAAACCUGGGUGAUCAUUUGUAUAUGUAAAGGGUGAGGGUCACACUCAUGCUUUUAAUUAUCAUUAAAAGCAUGAGUGUGAAGAAAAAAAAAGGUUCUUUGGAUGAACAGGAUUCUAAAUGGAACCCUUAGUCUUACAAAGAAAUCUUUAAGAACCCUUUCUUCAAAAAAAGUGGGGGGUUCUUUAAAAGUUAAUGGUUCUGGGUAGAACCUCUGCCUUUCAGGUGGAACCCUUAUUUCUAAGAGCAAAGUGUAUGCAUUCAUAUCCUCUGUGCUAUACCCUUCUCCCUUUUUCUUCUUCUCCACAUCUGAUCAAUGCAUCGCAAUUCAUCCCUCAGCAAUGUCUGCAUUUAUUUCUUUGUUGAAUUGCCAAAUGCUACAGCCAAAGAUGUUUCAGGAUGAUUUCAUUUGAUAUGCCGACAUUAUCACUGCAGUCUCUUGUCUACACCUGUCCUAUGGGGAGAGUCGUGUUUUGACCUCCUCUUUUUUCUCUUGUGUCAAACCUGCACAUCAAAGUCAUUGCCGUGGUAAUGCCUCUAAAUUCAGCUCCUGGUUUCUGUAACUGCUGGCUGUAAUUACACAAGGCAUAAUUAGCUAACUUGUGUGUGUUCUGAAACCAAUCAGCCUGUCUUUCAUUUGGAUUUGGUUACAGCCAGAGACGUGUUAACAAUAGUAACAAAUAGUGUCGUCCCUCUUGUGAGUCUCUUGUACACUUGUUAUUGUUGUCAGUGAGCUGUAAUUUAAAGAAUUACCAUCAUUUCUCUGUGAAGUCAGUACAUUUGAACCCAUUUAGGCAAUGGGGAAGAGCAUCAGUCAUUCCAUCGUAACAUUUGUUUCCCUCUCAAUGUCUGAAUUUAAAAUCUUUUUAAUCAUAAGCAUUUGAAUAAACUGUGUAUUAAUUUUAAUACACAUUCUCGUUUAUUGUCCCUCAAUACAAAUGCCAUUUGGGUUUUUCUUUGUUUUGCUUUUUCACAAUUUCUGAAUUUAUGAUUGCUUGUAUGAACAUGUGUGAAGGCAUCAGGGUUGAAGUCGGGGCCCGUAUACAUGACGAAAUGUUGAAAGUGCCAAGUGGAAAAUUAAGAAUGGAAAAUGCUGUUGGCUGUUUGUACGCUGUUUGCCGAAAUACAAUAUUUUUUCAGAACAGGUAAUAUAUUUCCUAUAUCAAGUUUGUUAUGAGGUAUAUCGAGCAGCUGUACAUCCAAAAUCCAAUGAAAAAAAAUCCCCUUGGCUUUUUGAUCAGGGAACGAGGGCAACGCUAACUUGCCCAUCUGCCUGCAAAAAAAAAAAACGUCAUCCCUGCAGUAGCACUCAAUUGGUUGAUUGAUAUCCUUCACUGAAACCAAAUUGUAUCACGAUGUGAGUUAACUUAUGACCAGCAGAAUCCUCAAAGAAUAGCCAGCUAGCUGUCUAAGGCUGCACCCACACUAAAAUGUCAUUUUAAAAUGAGAGUUGCUGUGUUUGCUAGCGUCCAUACUUUUCCAGCAUAUUUGAACCCCUUAAACAGAGACCUUUGGAAACACUGCUGACCCCUUUUUAGUUUGAAAACGCCAAUGUUGCGUUUUAGUCUGGACGGGUGAAAACAGAGACCUUUAAAAACAGCGUACAUACCUUUUUUGACUGUCCGUCUUGUGUGGGUACUCCUCUCCCAUUGCCAUGGCUUCCUCUGGCGCUGAAUAAUGCUCUUGGCUGGAACCGUUCUAGAAUGUUGCCGUAUUUGCUUUGUAACGAAUCCCAAUCUGUUUUCCUUUGGUGCAAGCAAAGAAAUUACUUGUCUUGCCAUCUCCGUAGAAUUUUCUGUACCUAAAGCCGUUUUCUCAUAUGAACUCCAGUCAGUGUCUGGAGAAUCAGGUUCAAAACAUUGUCCAGAGUUUCUCCUUUACAUGUAGCACUCAACUACAUGUGUCCAUGUCAAGAGCGUUCUCACCCACUGAAAACUGGAAACACUCUGUUUGGUUUAGGUUAGGGUUCGCACUUGGAUAGAGCGUACAGGAGGCAGGACAUGACACAGAUUACACAGCAAUCAUGUUGCUGGUUCGUAAUGUGGUCAUAAACAGCAGAGUCUCUUGGUGUUCCUUGAAUUUCUCUCACAGUUUUGGCUUUUACUCCUACUGACAGAAGUUCUGAAUCUUUCCAUCUCUCCAGUUAGACAUUUUCGUUGCUAUGUCAUGUAAUUGAUCCUUCUUCUUCACCCUGGGAUGUUUUUCUUACAGUUUCAUGUGAGCCUCAUGAAAUAGCAGCUAGCAGGGUAAAGACUGCUUAAUGUUAAAGGCAACUGAUUUGGACAUUUGUGUUCUCACAUACAGCCCCUCCGGCUAAUGUCUAGAUAAUUUAAGGUUUGAAAUGUGUGAAAGGGGCUUCAGCAACAAACCGCAGAUCAGACAAUGUGCUUUGUGUUUACACCAGUAUGCGCAUUCCCCGUGUACGUGAAUUGUAAUUUGAUAUGUGUUCUUUAGGCGUGUUGAUAUGGGUGAGAUCAACUCUUGAAUCAUGCUAAAACCACUGUGGUACGGAGAUGAUUUUCGUUCUAAAAUGAAAAUAUUUUAGUGUGGAUGUGGCCUGAAGUUCUGAAUCAAUAAAAUAACUGGGAAUUAUGGGUUAACUUUUACAAUUCACCAGUAGUAGCCUUUAUAUACAGGAUCUUUUUUUUUUUUUUUUUUUGCACAGCAUGGCUCCAAACCGUUUUCCUGUGGUUUCUUACUGUACAAAUGGCCAUGAGAAGACCAUGUUAAAGAGAAGAACUGAAUUUCUAUGCUGUGUAAAGCCAGUCAGUCAAGCUGUGUUUAUGUAUUCGGGCCCUGAUGCUUGGAGUUGAUAUUGAUGUACAAAUGCUGUAAAUAGUUGUGUGCUCUUAUUCUGGCGUCCUCUUAUUUACAUGAUCUUAAUGGCUUGGCACAGACACAACUUUACUCAGGCACUGGCUGAGUAUCUUAAUAUUUCCUCCUUGAUUCUGAAUAAACUUAAAACUCAGGAGGAGGCAUCUGAUCACAAUGGACUCAUUAAGAAGCACUGGAAGUUGUUUUUUUUUUUUUUUUAUUCUAGACCACUCAGUAUUGAAACUUAUUCUUGUGCAAUGCUAAGGCUGUAAGUACACAUGAGUCUUGGGUGUCAGCAGAUAUCCUGCUUCAGCUCUGCUUGAAUGCUACUGCGGGGUGUUCAUGUUUGAUCCACAGGAACGGCAUAAAAUAAAAAGAUCUCUUUACGCAGGCAGCAUUAGA
Messenger RNA from Epinephelus lanceolatus (giant grouper), 7958 nucleotides. It is a transcript of the gene phaf1, whose product is annotated as phagosome assembly factor 1. Lineage: Eukaryota; Metazoa; Chordata; Actinopteri; Perciformes; Serranidae. Gene Ontology annotation, biological process: Golgi to plasma membrane protein transport. The record is from RefSeq and is a predicted model, not a curated record. Gene Ontology annotation, cellular component: synaptic vesicle membrane; dendrite; trans-Golgi network.